CUCACCUCAUCACCCUCCUCUCUUCAUCAUGGCACCUUUCGCAAAGCCAGAAUCAGUGCUUCGCAGAGCCGAUGAACUCAUUGCUGUCGGCCAGAAUGCUGCUGCCCUGGAGGCUCUUCACGAUGUGAUCAUCUCCAAGAGAUCCCGCAGCGUGCCUUUAGUCUCACUUGAGCCUAUUAUGCUCAAGUUUGUUGAGCUGUGCGUUUCGCUCCGCAAGGGCAAGAUCGCCAAAGAGGGUCUCCAUCAAUACAAGAAUAUUUCUCAGAACACCAGCAUUGCUACCAUCGAGUUGGUGAUUAAAAAGUUCAUUCAGCUGUCGGAGGAAAAGGUCCAGGAGGCUCAGGCCAAGGCUGAUAAGAUCACAUUGGACGGAUUGGACGAUCUGGAGGCAACUGAGACCCCCGAGUCCAUCCUCCUCAGCACCGUUUCGGGUGAACAAAACAAGGAUCGUACUGAUCGUGCUGUCGUCACCCCUUGGCUAAAGUUCCUUUGGGAGGCAUACAGGACUGUACUUGACAUUCUCAGGAACAAUGCCCGUCUUGAGGCUCUCUAUCAGACAACUGCUCACCAGGCGUUCCACUUCUGCUUGAAAUACGCUCGCAAGACCGAGUUCCGUCGCCUUUGCGACCUUCUCCGAAAUCAUCUUCAGAAUGUUGCCAAAUACGCCCACCAACCUCAUUCUAUCAACCUCAACGAGCCUGAGUCUCUCCAGCGCCACUUGGACACUCGUUUCCAGCAGCUCAACGCUGCAGCUGAGCUCGAGUUGUGGCAGGAGGCUUUCCGCUCUGUCGAGGAUAUUCACAACCUUAUGACAAUGUCCAAGAAGAUGCCCAAACCUUUCAUGAUGGCCAACUAUUAUGAAAAGUUGACAAAGAUUUUCAUGGUUUCUGACAACUACCUCUUCCACGCUGCUGCUUGGAACAAGUACUACACCCUUGUCAAAACUCAGAACAGAUCUGUCACUGAUGAGGAGCAGACCCGCAUGGCCUCUCUCGCCUUGCUUUCUGCUUUGGCAAUCCCUGUUAUUUCAUCCAAGGACAGCAACUAUGAGAUUGAUGAGUCCAAAAAUAAAUCCCAUCGUUUGGCUGCUCUUUUGGGUCUUAGUCGCUCUCCCAAUCGUGCUGGUCUUUUGAAGGAGGCUCUCAGCAAAAACAUUCUCAGACACGUCCGCCCCGAGCUUCGCGAGUUGUACAACAUUCUUGAAGUUCAAUUUCAUCCUCUCUCCAUUUGCAAAAAGAUCGAGCCUAUCAUGACCAAACUUACCGAGGAUCCCGAGCUUGUCAAGUACGUCAAACCUCUUCAUCAAGUCAUCUUGACCCGUCUGUUCCAGCAGUUGUCACAGGUUUACACCACUGUCAAGUUGGAUUUCGUUAUUCAGUUAGCUUCUUUCGCCCCCCCUUUCAACUACGACUCUGCCACCAUUGAAAAGUUCAUCAUGCAGGGAUGCAAAAAGGGCGAAUUGUCAAUCCGUAUCGACCACGCUACUCAGUCCUUGACCUUUGAAACCGAUCUGUUCGCUUCAGAGAACAAGAUGGUGACGGACGGACCUGUCUUGCAGUCAUUGCCUUCCGACCUCAUGAGGACUCAGCUCACCCGCUUGGCCACCUGCCUCAACACUACUGUUUCUAUGAUUUCACCCGAGAUUGUUGAGGAAAAGAAGGAAGCCAAGAAGGCUGCUUUUGUCAAGGCUCUCGCUAGCAUGAAGGAAGAACACAAUCUUGCUCUCGAGCGCAAGGCUAUUAUUGAACGCAAGAAGGAACUGAUCGAGACCAUGUUGGCUCGCAAAGAGAAGGAGGAAGCUCGUGAAAAGGCCCUUCGUCUGCAGGCUGAGCAGGAAGCUCUCAAGAUCCGCCUUGCAGAGGACCGUCGUAAGCGCGAAGAGGAGCGUAUCCGUGCUGAGCAGGAAGCUAUCCGUAAGAGUGAGUCUCUCAAGUUAGCCGAGUCUCUAAAGAACAAAUCAGGCGUCGACUUGAACGAUGAGGACCUUGAGAACAUGGACAGAGAAAAAUUGGUUGCCAUCCAGAUCAAGCAAUUGGAGAAGGAGAAGAGCGAGAUGGCUGCGCGUACAAAGGCCAUUGGCAAGCGUUUGGAUCACGUCGAACGUGCUAUGCGUUUGGAGGAGCGUCCUCUUUUGGCCAAGGACUACGAGCGCCAGCAGAAAGCAGAUCGUCUUUAUCAUGAGGCUGCUGUUAAGGCUCAUCGCGAAGCUGCUGCUACCAAACAUGCAUACGAGUUGGAACUCAAGAAGCGUAUGAUCAGGAUUUUGGACGACUACAAGAAUGUCCGUCGCGAGAUGGAGGAGAAGCGCAAGGAAGAAUUUGCUCAAAAACGCGAGGCUGCUCGUCUCAAAAUCGAGGAGGAGAAACAGAAGCGUAUUCAGCUUUACAGAGAGCGCAAGGCCGAGAACGAGGCGCGCAAAAUCCGCGAAGAGAAGGAGCGUGCCGAGCGUGAAGCUGAAGCUGCUCAUCGUGCUGUUGAAGAAGAGAAGAGACGUGUUGAACGUGAGGCCCAACUUGCAAAGGAGAGAGCCGAGUAUGAGGAGAGGAAGCGACAGCUGGAUGCUAUCGCUGCCAAGCAGCGCGAGAAGGAGUCGCAGAUCGAAGCUCGUCUGGCCAGUUCAAGAACUGGAUCCGCUGCACCUGUCACGCCUCCAAAGUUUAUCCCAUCCGCUUCUGGAGGUGAGAAGCUAAGCUGGAGAGAGCGCGAGGCAGCCAAGGCUGCUGCAGCUGCCGCUGGCGAGAGCGCUCCUGCGCCUUCUACCGGAGCAUAUCGUCCUCCUGGCGCUCGUGGUAACGAUUCCCGUGAUUCCCGUGAUUCCCGUGAUUCUCGUCGUGAGCCUGUACGUGAAGGACCUCGCACUGACUCCCGCCGCGAGCCUGCACGUGAGGCUCCCCGCGAGGAAGGACCAUCCCGCCCCUUGUUCGGAGCUGCCACUGCCGGUGGUUGGAGAGAGCGUGAGGCUGCCAGGAAAGCUGGUCACCAGCAGCAGCAGUAAUCGUCUAAGAUUUUUUAUCAACCAUUUAUCCCCCACCAUUCAUCCAUCUCCUCUCGUCCUCAAUAAAUAUUAUUAAAUAUGGAU
Lobosporangium transversale is the source of this 3079-nucleotide messenger RNA. RefSeq lists its product as hypothetical. Gene Ontology annotation, biological process: formation of cytoplasmic translation initiation complex; translation reinitiation. The coding region runs from base 29 to 2995 and encodes 988 amino acids. The transcript has 3 exons. The record is from RefSeq and is a predicted model, not a curated record. Gene Ontology annotation, molecular function: mRNA binding; translation initiation factor activity. Lineage: Eukaryota; Fungi; Mortierellomycota; Mortierellomycetes; Mortierellales; Mortierellaceae. Gene Ontology annotation, cellular component: eukaryotic translation initiation factor 3 complex, eIF3m; multi-eIF complex; eukaryotic translation initiation factor 3 complex, eIF3e.